Messenger RNA from Suillus subaureus, 873 nucleotides. RefSeq lists its product as uncharacterized. The transcript is spliced from 5 exons. The record is from RefSeq and is a predicted model, not a curated record. Bases 218 to 481 code for a protein of 87 amino acids. NCBI's taxonomy places the organism in Eukaryota, Fungi, Basidiomycota, Agaricomycetes, Boletales, Suillaceae.
CUGCUAUCCACAGGUUGUGCUGAUGAAAAUACAUAUGUAUGGAAUAUCCACGCCAUCCUCCAAGCAACUGGUCUAGAAACCCUCCUAUCCAUACCUGAUGCACCAAAAGUUGAACCCAAACAGAACGUGUAUGUGUCUUCUCAUGGCUCUUCGCAGAACAUAGAAGAUAAAUCAUUUUUGGAGGCUGGUGCUACGGGUUCACUCAACCCGCUCGGAGAUGCUGAUGAACUCCCACCAGGUUUUUUUGACGACAUGGAAGCCAAUGCUCAUUCCUCCCCAAGACCUGGUACUCGUCGUAAUUUUUCUGUGCUCCUUGAUCGCUUUUCCUCGCUCCUUCACCGCUCUUCACCCAAUGAAGCGAUCGAAACUUCGGAGUCACGUUCACGUGCGCUCCGUAGUCGCUUAUCUUCACUCCUUCGCUCUCCGCCGAACACUGAUCGAAUAUCUGAACUUCCGCAACCCUCAAUGCUUGCGCGAUUAAGUCCUCAGGUGCUCCUAGGUCACCUGUCCUUACUCUUGCCCCACUCUCGCCUCCACACCAGCGAAACAACCGAGCCUCAGCAAUCCCAAUUGCCCUCGGGGUCACGUCCAGGUGCACUUAUUGGCCUGUCGUCACUCUUCCGCUCUCCACCCAACGCCGAUGAAACACCCGAACCUCACCUAUGGACAAGGCAAACUACCUCUUCUCAUUGCAGUCCUCAGGUUGUCGAAGUUGUUGCACAACGGGACAAGCAGGCAUUGUAUGUUUCUCCGCCGCGGGAAACGGCUAGUGAAAAGGCGAAACGCAUCAAGAACCCUACGUGGGGGGUUCGUGUGGUGUUGUUCCUCUGCUGUGUUUCUCCGGGCACCGACGGCACUCAUGGCAGCACAUAG